Messenger RNA from Trachemys scripta elegans, 4134 nucleotides. RefSeq names its product DNA polymerase alpha 2, accessory subunit (gene POLA2). The coding region runs from base 77 to 1870 and encodes 597 amino acids. The record is from RefSeq and is a predicted model, not a curated record. The transcript is spliced from 18 exons. NCBI's taxonomy places the organism in Eukaryota, Metazoa, Chordata, Testudines, Emydidae. Gene Ontology annotation, cellular component: alpha DNA polymerase:primase complex. Gene Ontology annotation, molecular function: DNA binding. Gene Ontology annotation, biological process: DNA replication initiation; DNA replication.
CGCCGUAAAGUACUGAAGUGUCGUGAGGGUGGCGGGUUUUUCGCUUGCUUUCUGUCUCAGCAGCCGGGGGUGGCCGAUGGGGUCGGUCUGUGUCGAGGAGCUGCUGGAGGAUCUCAGGGUCUUCGGGGUGGGCUAUGAAGAAGAGGCGGUGCCCGACAAACUGGUUGAACUAUGCAUGACGCACAGACUGGCACAGAGUGACUUGGCUAAUGCAUUAGUUGCCUUCACUACGACUAAAGAAGACGGGUCUCGUCUCACUGUAGAGAUCCUGAAUGUCUUUGAACAUGAAGUACUCAACAAAAGAGUUAAUAAAGCUCAUCAAAAAAAGGACAACAGAUACUCUGGAAUCAAGGAUAUCAACACCAUUCAGGGACUCAUUGACAUAGAGGAGGAAGAGGAGAACCUCUUAGAUGCCUACACAACACCAUCAAAAGGCUCUCAGAAACGGAACAUAACAACACCAGAGAAUCCACGAUCUAAAAAGACUUUAUCCACCCGUAGCCCCCACCUAGUUUUCUCUCCAAACAGCUUCUCUCCAAGCGCUACUCCCUCUCAGAAAUAUGGCUCCCGGAGCAACCGAGGUGAGGUGGUAACCUCAUUUGGCUCUGUACAGGACACGUCCUGGAGUGGAAAAGGAGGCCAUGGAUCAAGUGUGAAGCUCUUUGGUUCACCAGAACAGUCACUCACCAAGAGUUACAAAUUCAUGUUCCAAAAGCUUCGUGACAUCCGGGAAGUACUGUCCUGGAAGAUAGAAGAACUCGGGGAUGCACUGAAGAAACAUUACAAGAUCGAGGAGUUCACUUCUGUGUUAGUCCCUGCACAGGAACCAGUCACUGUGCUGGGACAGAUUGGCUGUGACAGCAACGGAAAACUGAAUGCCAAGUCGGUCAUUCUAGAAGGGGAUCGGGAACACUCUUCAGGAGGGCAAGUUCCUGUGGAUUUAUCGGAACUUAAAGAAUACUCCCUCUUUCCAGGACAGGUUGUGGUGAUGGAGAGUAUUAACAGUACGGGUGGAAAACUGGUUGCAUCUAAACUGUAUGAGGGGGUGCCUCUUCCUUUCUACCAAUCUACAGAGCAAGUUGAAGAUUUGGAGCUGCAAAUGAUCUUGGUUGCUUGUGGACCCUACACAACUUCUGACAGCAUCACCUAUGACCCUAUGUUGGAUCUGAUUGAUAUUAUCAACAAAGACAAGCCAGAUGUCUGCAUCCUGUUUGGUCCUUUUCUCGAUGCUAAACAUGAGCAAGUUGAGAACGGUCAGCUCAUUGGAUCAUUUGAGGAUAUCUUUAAACAUUGUCUGAAGAUGAUAAUUGAAGGGACAAGAAGUGCUGGUUCCCAGCUCGUGUUUGUACCAUCGCUGAGAGAUGUGCACCAUGACUUCAUAUAUCCUCAGCCGCCUUUCAGCUAUGAGCUGUCUAAAGAUGACAAACAGCGAGUACACUUUGUGUCUGACCCCUGCACUCUGGCAAUAAAUGGAGUAAUUUUUGGCCUGACUUCCACAGACCUGCUCUUCCAUAUGAGUGCUGAAGAGAUUAGCAGCUCUUCCGGUGUCUCAGACAGGUUCACCCGAAUCCUUAAGCAUGUCCUGACACAGAGGAGUUAUUACCCACUCUACCCUCCCUCGGAAGAGAUGAACGUCGAUUAUGAGAACUUCUAUAAUUACGUGCCUUUGCCAGUCACCCCGGAUGUCCUCGUUGUUCCAUCUGAGCUGAGAUAUUUUGUUAAGGACAUCUUAGGCUGUGUGUGUGUGAACCCAGGACGACUCACCAAAGGCCAGGUUGGGGGGACCUACAGCCGUCUGUACAUACAGAGGCAGGAUACAGAGGAAGAACGAAAGAGUCCCUGCAUUGCUGCCCAAGUUGUCAAAAUCUAAACAGACUCUCUGCACCCUACCCUUAAAACAGAGAUGCUGGCCUUGAGUUCAGUAGGGGUUCAAAUCCAGCCUGGUUGGACAUCUGUUAGAUUUGGUCAAAAGAUGCAAGGAUGAUCUGGCAAAGGGGCUCUGAGAGCCAUGUAAUACCUUCCCUUCUCUCAGGACUGCUGCUUUCGAGAAUCUUUUGCAUAGAUUUUUUUUGUCGCAAAUCAGACAUUGUAUUAGAGUGUUUUAAGGCUCUUUGGCCUGUUACAAUCAGGAAUGCAAACCUUGUCAAUGCACAUGUGUACCGAGAGCCCUGACUUGGAUCAGCUUGUUUUCUAUUGUAAUUUGCCAAGGGGAAAGUUGUCAGCUCAUCAAAGUGAACUGCAAUUGAAAAUACACCCUGAGUUUUCUAAAAGUUCAUGCUUUCAGCUCUCUUUCCAGGCUGUCCCUUUAGUUUCGUCAGAAUCAGCAGAGGCUUCUGCUCAAGGUGAGCUGGAUGUUCUAUUUUCAGAUCCUGCUGUUGAUCAUGCUCGGUUUUUGUCUAUCUUAUUAGAUAAUAUGGCCCUCAGCACCAGAGUGCAUCAUAGUCAUCUCCCCAUUUCACAAAUAGGGAAUUGAAACACAGGGUAGAUUGUGAUUUACCCAAGUUCACACAGCACGUAGCAGAGCCAGGAAGAGAACCCAGUUCAUCUGAAUCUCAUUCCAUUCCCUUAUCCAUUAUAUCACUCUGCCUCUCUUAGGUAAUAUCCACACUUCCUGGACCUCUGCUUGGUUCCAAGCAGAAUUAUCUGUUUCAAUCUCUGGCAUCAUAAAAUUUCAGCAAACGAAAAUUAAAUUGAUCCCCACUGAGCUGGGAAAGUACAUUACACCCAGGCUCUCUCUCCUCGGAUAGCCCUGUGGGGUCCAUCAUAUUUUAUGUAAUGUAUGCAUUGCAGCAGCAUUGCUAGGCCUGUCUGACUUGGAAAGGCAGGUGUUACUUGUCCAAACCUGUAGACAAUUCUCAGUUUAAAGCAGUCUAUUUUUUUUUUUUUUUAACAUUUUUUGCAAUUCUUCCAUGCAACUAUCAACUGGAGGAAUUUAAACUCUGAUCAUUGCACUGGUUAAUUCCAAAGGUCUUUGUUUGGACUUGGAUUGCUGUAAACUGGCUUGUGUGGGUGGUUAAAUGCCAUAUGAUCUGCAUUUCUAUUGUACGUUAAUCAAAAUACUGAUAUCCCAUUGGACUGAGACACUUGGAUCUUCAUUAGGAGGCCUCUGAGCUGGUACUAUAUAAUCUACUAUAUGUGAAUCAUUUCAGUCCUACCUCCCAUUUAUUUUUAUUAUGUUGCAGAAGCAGCUAGAAGCCCUAGCCAAAAUGGGAAACUCAUUGCUGUGUUCGGACCCAUAGUGAGAGAGAAUCCCUGCCCCAAGGAGCUUGCCGCCUAAACAGACAAGACAAGCAAAGGAAGGGUUACUAUUCUCAAUGUAUAAAUGGAGAAUCUGAGGCACAGACCAGAGGGGACUUGGCUAAGGUUACACAGGAAUUUUCUGGCAGAAUAAGGACCCAGAUUUUCCUGAGUUUCAGCCGAAUGCUUUAACCACAUGCUAUUCCUUUCUCUUGCUGGAAUUAUUUUUCCUUGAUGCCAAGGUACUGGCACAAAUACAUGUCUAGCUGUCUGAGCUUCCAAGUGUUGAACAUUGUGCGGUCAUUCCUCCUAAAUCUGGCCUGAUUUGGGCCUCUUUCAUAUGAAAAAACAGGACUCGACUGGUAAUAGUGGGCCAUAUGAUCUAUGUGUAACUUUUUAAAAUCCUAUCAAUCAGUGUGUGUAUGUGCAUGGAGCUCUCUCUCUAACACACACAACAAGCUCCUAUUUUACCUCUACUAUUAGGAAUCUACUAGCAGCUCAGAGUGACUUAUAGGCAGCCUCUAAUCUUUCCCAAUGCUUGGGUUCUGUGUAAACUGUCUCCCUAUUCUUUCCCCCGCUUACUCUAGACUGGAUCCCCUCCCCCAACACAAGUACAACUCCCAAAUGCACAGAGCAGCAUGGUUUUCUCUCUCAGGUUGAUAAUCUGCUCACGCCGCAGCCCUAUGUUUUUGGUGGCACUCAUGCUAGUGGCAAAUGUUGGGCUGGCCAAGUGCAGAUGCUGCAAAGUGGAAGUCACCUAAGUAAAGCCAUUUGGGGUCCUGCAGAGUGGGCAAGCAAGGUCAAUGCAUUAGAAUGUCCCUAUGCUGCAGAAGAGCUCUGUGUAACUCCAAAGCUUGUCUCAUCAACAGAAGUUGGUCCAUUAAAAAAGUUACCUCA